Messenger RNA from Geodia barretti, 218 nucleotides. The record is from the annotation of a GenBank genome assembly. NCBI's taxonomy places the organism in Eukaryota, Metazoa, Porifera, Demospongiae, Tetractinellida, Geodiidae.
ACUGCAAUUUUGUCGGUAUGGCGUCAAAUGGAGCUGUUUUGGAGGAUAUUGUUGACGCCUGGGGAGAAGAUAUGAGCGCUACAGACGAAGACUCUGACACGAGGCGGUUGCUCAGCGAGCAGGCAGCUCCUACAGCUAUGGCUCCUCUUCCGGCAGGGGAGUAUGGAUCCAUCAGGAGAGCACAGACCCCGCUCGUCUCCCUGGAGCCAGCCGUUUAG